AUGGUACAGCAUUGUGUCAACGCUGCUAGUACGGAUUUUUCUUCUUAUAAUUCCAAAACUCAGCGUGAUGCUAUUGAUGUUGUCGGCAGUAAAUCAUCGUCAAUAACCAAUGCACUUGAUCAUCAUAUUCGUACAGUGGGUUCAAUGCAUGCUGGCUCGAUUGAUUUUGUUUCAAAUGUUUUACCAAUUCAAGCACAAUCUUCAUCGUCGUCGACAUCCACCGAGCAACUACCGCCAGAUCCGAAUGCAUGCUAUAAAACUAAUACAACUGCUUCUCUGACAUCAUCAUCCGGUUAUGAAUCAGUCUUAUCACGUUCUUCAAAAUCGCAUAAAUCAUUAUUUUUUCGUCUUAAACGUUUAAUUAAUUUUUCUUCAACAAAAAAGUCUUCGGAUUAUCCUAUAUCGACAAUAACCGAUUAUAGUGAUCAAAAUAAUUCGAAUUCACCUUUUCUAUCAUUCUGUAAUCCGAUGGCGACAUCAAAAAUGAAUCAUCCUCAUCCAACAAGACAAAAUUCAUUAACACGACUGGACAUCAAACGAAAAUCAUCUCGACGAACAUUACCGCCAGCUUCACAACAUAUUCCUUUUCUAUAUGGACUUAAAAAUUGUGGUAAUACAUGUUAUAUUAAUGCGAUUGUUCAAUGCUUAUGUCACACAGAACAAUUAGCAUUGUAUAUUCUUCGAAAAACUUAUGAACAUGAUAUGCGUAAUAUUAAAAAUGCCAUAGGUGAUUAUCCAAAUUCGUCUCAACCAUCUACCGGCUUUAAGGUCACAAAAACAUUUGUACAAAUAUUUCAAGCACUAUGGAACAAUUCAUCAAAUACAACUUCAAAAUUAUUAUAUGACUUUAAAUCGAUUCUCUCAAAUUUGAAUAAACAAUAUUCCGGCAAUGAGCAAAAUGAUGCCCAAGAAUUUUCAUUAUUUCUUAUUAAUACAAUUCACGAUGAAUUAAAUUUAGCCAAUGCUCAAAGACAAAGGCAGAAAUCUAAGAAUUCAUUUUCUUCGACAAUUGCAUCAUCCUCCAUAGCUUCAUCCGAAUUAGCUCAUCGAGCUUGGUCGGAAUAUAGUGAUGCUAAUCUAAGUAUUAUAACUUCAACAUUCAGUGCUCAACUUCAUUCAACUCUACGUUGUAAUCAAUGUAAACAAGAGAGUAAAACGUUUGAACCCUACCUAUUAUUAUCAUUGCCAAUCCCACAAAAAAUUAUCAAGCCUGUUUUCGUUACUGUCGUUUUUCUCAAUCAAUCACCAAAACAAUUACAAAUCGGUUUAUGCUUACCUGUAACAAAUACUGUUAAAGACGUGCGAGAAGCCAUAGCUCAACAGUCAAAUCUUGACCCAAACGAUCUUGUACUCAUUGAAAUUCAACAAAAUGGAUUUUCUCAAGUUUUUCAUGAUACCGAACCGAUUAAUCGUCUUACAGAUGAUGUUUAUGCGAUACAAUUUCCUUCGUCGAAUUCAGAAAGUAUUGAACAUGUUGCAUCAACGACGGAUGAUGCACCUCCAGCUUACGUUAAUCUACUUGUUCUUAAUCGUGUACGAUAUAGUACUGGUCGUUCUGAAAGAUUUGGUGCACCGAUAGUUGUUCGUGUUCCUCGUCAAUCAAAUUAUCGUGUGUUACAAUUAUUAAUAAUAAAAGCGGCACGUUCAUUGAUUCGUGAAGAAGUUAUGGAACAUGCUCAAACCUAUGUUGUUUUUCAAUUAACACUUGUUGAUCAAUAUCAGUCAACAUCAUUCGGAACCGUUAAACAAGAAUAUUCUAUUCCUUAUGGUGUACAAUUACCACUUUUUCUUGAAAAAACUGUCGAAAUUCUUGAUGCUUAUGAUGGUCCUGGUAUAGGACCAUCACAUUUACAAGUCUAUGCGAAUUGGAAUGAGAAACAUGUAGGAGAAUUUUUAUCGAAAUGGCCCUAUAGUGAUGAUAAACCAGAUAUACAUCAGUCCGUUACACAUGCCCGUGCAACAUUACAUCAACCAUCAUCAUCGUUGAUUUCAUUAGCAGAUUGUUUUUCUUUAUUUACACAAUCGGAAAGUUUAAAUUAUGAUGAUGCAUGGAUGUGUAGUCAUUGCCGUCGUAAAGAAAAUGGUACAGUAAAACAUUUAAAAAUUUGGACAACACCUUCUGUUUUAAUAAUACAUUUGAAACGUUUUUGUCAAACAAAAGUAUCAAAUUCAAAAUUAACUUAUCCAGUGCAGUUUCCACUUUCCAAUCUUAAUAUUAAACGAUUCUUAUCAACAAAUAGAAAUCUAACAGACAAUGACGAAGAUGAUGAAAAUGAAAUAGAUGAUGAACAAGAAGAUUCUAUUGAAAAUCAAGAUGAAAAACAAUAUGGACUCUAUGAUCUUUUUGCAGUUUGUAAUCAUCGUGGUAGUAUGUCAAAUGGACAUUAUACUGCUUAUUGCAAAAAUCCAAUAACAGACAAAUGGUUUUGCUAUGAUGAUCAUCUUGUUUCUGAAUUAGAUCCGUCUCGUGUAUGUACACCUGAUGCAUAUAUAUUGUUUUAUAAACGUCGUGAUACACCACUAUCUCAACCCACACAGCCCAUUCCAAAAUCUUUACCGAUACAACAACAGGAUCAUAUUGAUUCAAUUGUUAAUGAUUUUGAUGAACAUUUAAAUCUUGAUCAAUCAUGUCCAGUAGAAAAUACAAAGCAUCAUGAUAUUGUACAAGCACCAUCCCCAUUGCCACGAAAAUUAUUAACACCAUUAUCUUCAGCAGUAUCUGACGAUGAAUGCUCACGACCACCUUGUCCGAUGCCGCGAACGCUUAUAUCAAAGCAUGAAGUACAUACGAUGUCUCAACCAAUAUCAUCUGACCAACAACCAACGGUUAAUUCUAUUCCAUCAUCUGAACCAUUAAUUGAUUUUAAUACAGAGAGAAUAAGUCCAUGGAGUCGUUUUAAUAACCAUCGAUAUUCUAGAGAUGAACUAGAGAGUAAUGUAGUCUAUCAUGCAAAAAUAUUAAGAUAG
Messenger RNA from Rotaria socialis, 2967 nucleotides. The record is from the annotation of a GenBank genome assembly. Lineage: Eukaryota; Metazoa; Rotifera; Eurotatoria; Philodinida; Philodinidae.